UAUGUCUACAAAUUUGCGUAAAACAUGUUUAAAGUUGUUAAAAUUUGGUUAUCGCCAACCAUGGCCUUGUUGUUCCAUAGUCCACGGUCACUUGGACUUUGUACCUCAACCUCAUUAUUUAUAGACAGCUGACAUACUUAUUUAAAGCAUUAUCUCCGAUUAAGGUCAACUUUUAAUUAUGGCUUGGAGAUUAUUUUAUAAGUAAUUAUGCUAG
This is a messenger RNA of Spodoptera exigua (beet armyworm), 214 nucleotides long. NCBI's taxonomy places the organism in Eukaryota, Metazoa, Arthropoda, Insecta, Lepidoptera, Noctuidae. The record is from the annotation of a GenBank genome assembly.